Molecule: messenger RNA, 4609 nt
Organism: Drosophila takahashii
Lineage: Eukaryota; Metazoa; Arthropoda; Insecta; Diptera; Drosophilidae
Product: RNA helicase aquarius
Biological process (GO): mRNA splicing, via spliceosome
Cellular component (GO): catalytic step 2 spliceosome
Molecular function (GO): mRNA binding; helicase activity
Source: RefSeq, a predicted model, not a curated record
CUUGCAACCGGCGGUUUUUGUUUUGCUGCAGAUUUUUGUGUUUAUUUUCAUUAUCUGCCGUUUUAUAAACCAUCCAUGAAGCGAAGAAGUCAAACGCAGGCCCAACAGGCCACUCCGGCCGCCAAGAAUGCCAAGGAAAAGGCAGGAGCGCUCACGGUGGCCCAGCUGAACUCGGAUGUCAUUUGGCAGCUGGCUUCGCAGUACUGGACGCCCGACACCAAGGCGGAUCACCUGCCCUAUAGCGCCAAAAUCAUCGAGCGCAUCUACAACGAGGAAAUCCGUGGAGGCGGUGGCCACAGUGCCCGGCGCAUCAACAUGCUGGAGUUCAGUCAGUAUUUGGAGCAAUAUCUGUGGCCCCAUUAUCAGCGCGACACCGCCACCCAUGCCCAUCUCAUGUCUAUUGUCAUAAUGGCCAACGAGAAGUUCCGGGAGCGCGUGGAAGUUUGGACUGUGUUCGAAAAACUUCCGGAUCAAUAUCCCGACUUCUUUCGCCACGUGCUGGAAAGCUGUUUGCCCGGCAAGAAGGCCAAGGAGGCCAGCAGCACGCUAAGGGAGCGAACUGCCCUGCUGAUGUUCAUCAACCACUGCUUCAACAGCAUGGAGAUCGAGCUGUGCCGUGAACAGGCCAAGCGACUGGUCUCCCUGUCCAUGUGGCACUGCCUGCAGCCGCGCCGCCGCGAGCAGGAGCUCCGGGAUGUUCCCGAGUGGCGAAAGUACUGGAAACGCCUGCUUAAAAAGGAAAAGGACAGCAAGCCAGAGGUCCUCUGGGAAAGACACUUCAUGCAGAACCUCAUAAUCGACUUCCUGCACAUCCUCGAAAGCAUUCCCGCCGAGGGCGAAGUGGCUACCAAUGUGGUUCACUACUGCGAGCGGUUCCUCGAGUUCAUCAUCGAUCUGGAGGCCCUACUCCCCACGCGUCGCUUCUUCAACACAGUUCUAGAUGAUUGCCAUCUCAUUGUGCGGGCUCUUCUGUCGCCUUUAGUUCGCCGCGAGGAGGGAAAACUGUUCGGUCAGCUCCUGGACAUGCUGAAGUUCUACACCCGCUUCGAGAUCAACGAUGUCACCGGCAGCUCGCUCACGGAUCACGACAUGACCCAGUUGCACUACAAGAAGAUCACCUCGCUGCAGCGGGCGGUGUUCGCCAAGUUUCCCAGCCUGCGGGUCUUUGCUCUGUCCAAUGUGGCCACCGUGGACAAUCGGGAGUCGCUGGAGCAGCACUUUGGUGGACUGGAUGGCAAGGGACUUCUUCAGAUUGCCACUUUCUUGAAUUUGGUUCCAGAGGAGGUGGCCGCACCCUUGGACUGGCAUCGUGUGGACGAGCAGUUCCUGCGUGAGUUGCUGAUUACGCGCCACGAGCGACGCUGCUCCCAGUUGGAGGCGCUCAAUGAGAUGCCCCUGUAUCCCACCGAGCAGAUCAUCUGGGAUGAGAACGUGGUGCCCUCGGAAUAUUAUUCCGGUGAGAGCUGCCUGGCACUGCCCAAGCUUAACCUGCAGUUCCUCACACUGCACGACUAUCUGCUGAGGAAUUUCAACCUAUUUCGAUUGGAAUCCACCUAUGAGAUCCGCCAGGAUAUUGAGGAUGCCGUCAGCCGCAUGUUGCCUUGGCAAUCAGAAGAUGGCGAUGUUGUCUUCGGAGGCUGGGCAAGGAUGGCUCUGCCCGUUGCCAGUUUCGCAGUGGUCGAGGUGGCCAAACCGCAUCUGGGCGAAAAGAAACCUUCGAGAGUGCGUGCCGAUGUGGGAGUAACACUUUCCGUGCGGCGGGAGAUCAAGGCAGAGUGGGAAAACCUGCGAAAGCACGACGUCUGCUUCUUGAUAACCGUGAAGCCAACGCAACCGUAUGGCACUAAGUACAAGCACAGGGAGCCGUUUAUUCCCCAGGUAGGUUUGGUCAGUGUGCGUGGCUGCGAGGUGGAGGGAAUGCUGGAUGCCAAUGGAAGGGUGAUAGAAGAUGGACCGGAACCCAGGCCACAACUGCCAGGUGAGCAGCGUUGCUAUCGCGUUUGGCUGGACUCGAAUCAGUAUCGCCAGGAUAUGGACGAUCUGCAGGAGGGUGCCGACGAUGUCUACGAGAGUUUCAACAUCCUGAUGCGCCGCAAGCCCAAGGAGAACAACUUCAAGGCUGUGCUGGAGACCAUUCGCCACUUGAUGAACACAGAAUGCGUGGUUCCGCCCUGGCUGCACGACAUCCUGCUGGGUUACGGUGACCCCGGGGCCGCUCACUACAGUAAUAUGUCCAAUCAAGAGCGCAGUCUCGAGUUCAAUGACACCUUCUUGGACUACAAGCAUCUAGAGGCCAGUUUUCCCAACUAUAAUUUAAAGUGUGAGGCACCAGAGGAAAAGCGUCAACCGCCCUAUCGACUAAUAUUCGAGGAUGUACCGAUCCACAAAGAAAGCGAUGAGGAGGAGGGUGAAGAGAAGGUUGAGCAGGAACUAACCAAAACCAUUGCAGUGCAGCCGUAUAAAUAUGAGGCCAGGGGACCUUAUCCCAGCGAUAAACCUAAGCAAAACUCGAUCCGUUUUACACCCACCCAAGUGGAAGCCAUUCGUGCGGGAAUGCAGCCGGGAUUGACACUGGUGGUUGGUCCGCCUGGUACCGGUAAAACUGACGUGGCCGUUCAAAUCAUAUCGAACAUAUAUCACAACCACCCCAGCCAACGCACCCUGAUUGUCACGCACUCCAAUCAGGCGCUCAAUCAAUUGUUCGAAAAGAUCAUGGCCUUGGAUAUCGAUGAGCGGCAUCUGCUGCGUCUUGGUCACGGCGAGGAGGCUCUGGAGACGGAGAAGGACUAUAGUCGCUAUGGACGAGUCAACUAUGUAUUGGCCAAGCGUGUGGAUCUGCUUGGCCAGGUUCAGAAGUUGCAAGAGUCGCUGGGUGUUAGUGGCGACAAUGCUUACACCUGCGAGACUGCUGGCUACUUUUAUCUGUACAAUGUGAUGGCGCGGUGGGAGAAGUUCCAGAGCCAAAUGAAUGUGCACAGGGAGGAGACGGAUGUGGAGAAGUUGAGAGCCCUGUUUGAGAAGGAGUUUCCCUUUGGCAAGUUCUUUGCGGACGCUCCGCAGCCCUUGUUUAAGGGUGCGAACUAUGAGGAGUUGAUGGACGCCGCCUGCUCCAAUUUCCGAUACAUCUCGGAUAUUUUCACCGAACUAGAGGAGUUCCGUGCUUUCGAAUUGCUGCGCACAGGUCUGGAUCGAUCUAAAUAUUUGCUCGUCAAAGAGGCAAAGAUCAUCGCCAUGACUUGUACACAUGCGGCACUAAAACGCAAAGAGCUGGUUAAUCUCGGUUUCCGAUAUGACAACAUCCUUAUGGAAGAAUCGGCGCAGAUCCUGGAGAUCGAGACAUUUAUUCCGCUGCUACUACAGAAUCCGCUGGAUGGACUGAAUCGCCUGAAACGCUGGAUCAUGAUCGGGGAUCAUCACCAGCUGCCGCCGGUGAUCAAAAACAUGGCCUUCCAAAAGUACUCCAACAUGGAACAGAGCUUGUUUACUAGGUUGGUGCGUCUUGGAGUGCCUACUGUAGAUCUGGAUGGACAGGGUCGUGCGCGAGCCAGCAUUUGCUCGCUGUACAAGUGGCGCUACAAGAAGCUGGAGGACCUGCAGCACAUCUUUGAGCGGGAUGAGUACAAGAAGGCCAAUGCGGGCUUUGCACACGACUAUCAGCUCAUCAAUGUGGAGGACUUCAAGGGAGUGGGCGAAAGCGAACCCAAUCCCUACUUCUAUCAGAAUCUUGCCGAGGCGGAGUAUAUCGUUGCCGUCUACACGUACAUGCGCUUGAUGGGCUAUCCCGCGGCCAAGAUCUCUAUACUGACCACUUACAACGGUCAGAAGCAUCUCAUCCGCGACGUGAUCAACGCCCGCUGCGGCAACAAUCCGCUCAUCGGUUGGCCGCACAAGAUCACCACCGUGGAUAAGUACCAGGGCCAGCAGAACGACUACAUUCUCAUCUCUCUGGUGCGCACCAAGGCGGUGGGACAUCUGCGGGAUGUGCGGCGUCUGGUGGUGGCCAUGAGUCGUGCGCGCCUUGGCCUUUAUGUCUUUGGCAGGGUCUCCCUGUUUAAAAACUGUCUGGAACUUCAACAGACCUUCAAACUACUCACACAGCGACCUCUGAAACUGAGUCUGGUGCCCGAUGAUAAGUACCCCACCGAACGUUUGGGCAGUGCUGAUGUGGCCAGGGAAGCUGUUAAAAUCAUAGAAAACAUGUCCGAAAUGGCGCAGUUUGUCUACGAGCGGUACAUGGCCAAAAUGGAGGAACUCAAGGGCACCCUGCCCACCGAAGAGGAGCUGCAGGCCAUGCGCAACCAGUUGCCCCAGGAAGACGACGAUACUGUUCCAGAGGAAGCUACCGAAGAGCCACCGGAAAAACGUGUAGCUAAGGAAGCGCCAGUGUCUAAGAAAAAGACAACAGAAGCCUUCAAGCCCACGCCCAUUCUCAACGAGAUAAGCGAGGUGGAAAUGGGAGAAAGGGAGCAGGUGGAAAAGGAAACCACCAAAGAGCCACCCCAGGAAUCCACUCCUUCCGAGGAGUCCUAGUUAAGUUGCUCAAAUAAUUUAAUUUCAAUAAGUUCCAACAAAGUUUUAGUGACAAAUGCACAACGCAUAGACCACACCU